AUGGGGGUUUUUGAUUUUCUACCAAUUUUUAACCAAUGUUGCUUUUGUUUAAAUUUAAAAAUUGGCUCUAUCUUAAUAGCUAUAUGGGGAAUCUUAUCAGUUGGCAGUUUCACAUAUUUCGCAGCUUUUCCCGUGUGUUUCAUAUUGGAAGGCAUUGCACUAACAAUUAUGAAAAUUGCACGCCUUUUUGUAUAUUUCUGUGAUGGAGUACUGUUUAUUACUGCAAUUAUUUUUAUUAUUGGAGUAUUUAUUAAAAAAAGUAUUACUGCAGAAAUAUUUUUAUUCGGAAUAGCGCUCGUACUUGUUGGAUAUAUGUUAUACACAAUAGCGACUGUUAUUACAUACAUUCUACAUGAGGAAUGUCGUUACUUCGUCGGGCCUGAGGGUUUUACCCUCAAUACCUUUCUUUGGAUCUACUUUAUGAUAAUCAUAAGAAGCUACAAAGAAGAAAUGGAG
This is a messenger RNA of Brenthis ino (lesser marbled fritillary), 456 nucleotides long. Lineage: Eukaryota; Metazoa; Arthropoda; Insecta; Lepidoptera; Nymphalidae. The record is from the annotation of a GenBank genome assembly.